Molecule: messenger RNA, 3857 nt
Organism: Ciona intestinalis (vase tunicate)
Lineage: Eukaryota; Metazoa; Chordata; Ascidiacea; Phlebobranchia; Cionidae
Source: RefSeq, a predicted model, not a curated record
AAUGCCCUAACGUGCGAAUGUUAUCACUGCAAUUCAGAAUCAUAGCGUUUGCUAUUUCAGCUUUUUGAAACUACCUUUCGUAUGUUAAUGUGAACAUGAACCCUCCUGUUAAAUCGAAAUUUAAUGCUCUUGCGGCUGUGCGUUUGAUGGUGCAGUCGGACGAAGACGACGACGACGAUGAUAAAUACGGCAAAGACGAUAUCAUUUUCACGGAUAGUUGCACACCUUCCGUUCCUUGUGGUUCUUCCACUGGAAAACCUUUGAAAAGUAUUUUAAAACCUUCAAAGAUCUAUACACCACCAGAAAUACAUGAACGAAACAUCAAAGCAGAAGAGGAAAAUCAACCAAAUGUAGUAAGCCUGUCAGUAACAGGUGCCCCAAAACUAAAUCGUGGUAUUGGUCAACUGCUGGCUCAAUUAAAAUGUGAACCGAAUCCAAUAAAAACAGAAGUACAGCAUAAUGAUGGAUUUCAGAAUACCGCCGCUAUAUCGAUCAAACAAGAACCUCUCUUUAAAUCAGCAUUAAACACAGUACAAAACAAAGAAUUACGCAACAACAGUCCUGCACCAAACAAUGUAAAUGAACUUUUGCACGUUGAUAAAAAGGACAGUUCAAUUACCAAGAUCAAUGUGGCAUCAAAUGAUUUACACAACAUAGUAAAGAUCUCUGGAUUACCUGAAGAGUUUUCAAAAAACAAAUUGAUAUCAUUUUUAGGAAUAUGGCCUUCUAAUGGACAAGAUGGUAUCAGAGUCAUUCGUAACUUAGAUGGCUCAUCUACUGGCUAUGCUUAUGUUUUGCUGGAAAAUCAUAACAACAAAAUGGAUAUAUUAAAAGCAAAUGGAAUGAAGUUUGAUGAUGUUUUCCCACUAAAUAUGGUUGUAUGCAAAUUCUCUGAUAUGGAAAAAGAUUGGAAACGUACAUGCUUGAUCAAAAUGCACAUAGAAGGAUCACCGUUUGUCUGCAUAUCUGGGUUGGGAUCAAACACCACUAAAGAUCAUCUGCUUGAAGAGUUAAAUGCUUACCACAGAUCCAUGGAAGAUAUCUUCUAUAUACCUGAGUCUUCUGAAUCAGCGUACGUGGUGUUUGACUCAGUUGAGCUGGCUGUUGACUUUCUUAAAGAUGCUUUCUGCAUUCGAGGAAGGAGAGUCAAAACACACCAAUGCCACCCUCUUAUAGUUCAACGUUGGUGUAGAAAGAACAAUAUUGUGUUUGCAUUACCACCUGGUAAUAAAUGUGAUCUUAAGGAUCUCUCUCCUUUAUAUGGAUCAGAACAAGAAAUAAAAGAAUUGCUGGUACCCAAGCGUGCUGCAUCGGUACGAACUAUGGAAAAGCAAAUACCAAAAUUGGAUACAGCGUAUGCAGAUAGAAUUAAGUCUGAGCCAAACUCACAAGCUCAUGUUCCGAAUCCUGAUAAACAAAUGGUGGAUCCCCUGACUUUGGAAAGAAAACAAUUUCGGAAUCAGAUUUUAAACCAGCUGCAUGAUGGAAUGGUUUUACCUCCACCUGUUAAUAAUGCCAACAGGUUUCCAAUUUUUGGUCAACCAUUUCAAAGAGAAUCGAGAGAUAUUCGGCAGGUUAGAGACCGCACCCCACCGAUGGAGAUUCAGCGUAGAAUGGGUAUGGGUUACCCAAGACAUAUGGGGCCAAUGGGCGAGAGAUGGAUGCCUCCAAGAGAGUUCUCACCUGGAAGACAUCAGAGUCAACAGUUUGUAAGAGACCGUAGUCCAGGAAGAGGAUGGCAUCAUCCGGAUGAUAUGACCUUUGGAAUAGGUAUGGAUGUCAUGAAUUUUGAUCAUGGGAGAGACCCACAAGUGGAUUUGGGUCUAAGAAGGGGUCCUCCAAGAUAUUUAAGUCCUAGAAGAGAUUUUCCAAAUGAAUCAAGUUUAAGAAGAGAACAUCUGAGAGACUUAAGUCCAAGAAGAAACUUUCCAAGGGAUUCAAGUCCAAGAAGAGAACCUCCAAGAGAUACAGGUUCAAGAAGAGACCUUAUAAGAGACUUAAGCCCAAACCGUGGUCCUCCAAGGGAUUUAAGAGGAGAUCUUUCAAGAGAUCUAAGUCCCAGAAAAAGAAGAAGUCUUUCAAGAGAUUUGGGCUCAAAAAGAAGAAGAAGAAGAAGUCUUUCACGACAUUCAAGUCCUAGAAGAGGUCAGCCAAGAGAUUUAAGUCCCAGAAGAAGAGGAAGCCCUUCAAGAGAUUCACUUCCUAGAAGAGGUUUAAGUCCAAGAAGAGAAAUUUCCAGAGAUUUGGGCCCAAAAAGAAGAAGAAGUCUUUCUAGGCAUUCAAGUCCUAGAAGAAGUCAACCAAGAGAUUUAAGUCCAAGAAGAAGAAAAAGAAGUUUGUCAAUUGAUUCAAAUCCUAGGCGAAGUCCUCCACGAGAUUUAAGAAGAAGUUCUCCAAGUAGAAGAAGAGCUGGUAGUCUAGGUCCAAGAAGAGACAAAAGUCCUUCCAAAAGCAGGUACUUCAGUAGGGAAGAAAGACAACAUAGAGAUCUGGACCAAAGAAGCACUAAACUAAAUUCCAGAGAAUCUCUACAACGGAGGAGGAAGUGUUCAGGAAGUCCUAAACGUGAAAGAAAACCUUAUCAUGAUCUAAGUCCUCGCAGACGUCGGAGGUACUCUAGGGAAACCAGUCCUAGAAGAGAACAUGGAGCAUCAAGGGAAAAGCAUUUAAGGGAAAGGUCCCCAACAAGGGAUAGGAUAAUUGUGAUAAAGAAGGAGGAAAACAAGAAUUUCCAGAAAAAAAAGAUUCAGUUGAAAGAGAAAAGUCCCGAAAAGAAAAUUAAUAAAAUAAUAGAGUCUACUGUUAAAGAAGUCAAACCAAAAGUAAAAAAAUCUUUGAAUAAUAUGAAUUUUAUGGGUCCAGGACACCCUUUUGGCCCGCAUAUGCCUCCAAUGGGCAUGGGCCCUAUGGUUAUGGGAGCAAGAGGACCUAUGCCUUUCAUGGGCCCAAUGAUGCCACCCCCAAAUUUCAGGCCAAGACCAAUGAACAUGAGGCCACCAAUGGGUAUGAUAAGGCCAGGCAUACCACCAAAUAUGAGGCAUUUAAGACCACCAGCUCCAGGUAUGAUGAUGAGUAUAUACAUCCGAGCAUUUAAUAUUCCUGACCAAGCAUCUACAGAGGACAUACGAGAAUUCUUUGCACCUGUACUGCCAGCAAAAAUCGCUCAGGUUUAUACUUUGAACAUCGGAUAUAAUAUUUACGACAUUGAUUUCUACUCGCCUGCUGAUGCAAGCAUGGCUCUUCAGAAGAGUGGAAUGCUGAUCAGGAAGAACAAGAUUCAGCUUCAGAUGCUCCCAGGUCCUCCAAUCCCCUUGCCUCCUCGUCCAUUUAAGAAAAAGAAGAAAAGAACGAGCUCCAGCCCUCCUCCAGAGGGCAAAGACACAAAUUCACAGACAGAUUCAUUGCCUCCUAAAACAACUAUUAAGCAAGAACCAACUGAUGCUGACACAGUUAAAGCAGAUGAAGAACAAAUUCCGGUUGAACCUUUUCCUGAUGACCCUUUCAAGUACAGACUACCACCAUUUGAUCCAGAUGUACCUGCUGGUCAGUGUGCUAUUGAACCCAUGGAGGGCUUUUAUUGUCAAUUGUGCCGCAAGUUCUACCGCUCAAGAAUCACUGCGUUUUCAGCGCAUUGUAAAUCCAAGCAGCAUUAUGACAACUUGAAAGCUGAGAUGAAAAAAAUAAAGCAAGAAGUUUCAUAAACACUGUAAAAGCUUACCAUAACUGCCAUGCGAAAUGUGAAAGUACUCUAAUAUCUAGGUGCACACUUCCUCUGUUCAAUGCUGCGUUCAAUGCUGCUUCCUUUGUUCAAUGCUGCAAGGACAUUUAAUAAAGAGACAAAAUGUUCUAAUAUGGUA